Ceratosolen solmsi marchali is the source of this 1085-nucleotide messenger RNA. RefSeq names its product cytochrome b5-like. Gene Ontology annotation, cellular component: membrane; intracellular membrane-bounded organelle. The transcript is spliced from 2 exons. Lineage: Eukaryota; Metazoa; Arthropoda; Insecta; Hymenoptera; Agaonidae. Bases 210 to 605 code for a protein of 131 amino acids. Gene Ontology annotation, molecular function: heme binding. The record is from RefSeq and is a predicted model, not a curated record.
UGCGAGAGACCAGCCAGUAUAUUUUGCUCGCGAGCGCGGCUUCGUGACGGAGACUGUUGAGCUGCCUUCUGCCUUCCUUCUCUUUCUCACUUGACUCCUCUGACGCUUUCUUUUUAUCUCUCUCAUUUAUAUUUUUAUUUCACGUUCGCAGAUCCGCACGAACGAGUUUCAGGCUACGUGAAUCGAGAUAUAAAAAACGCACCGUAAAAAUGAACGAGUUAAAGCAAUACACGUACGAAGAGGUGCGCAACAGCAACGGUAAAUCAAGCACGAAAAUCGUGAUCCAGAAUAAGGUGUAUGACUUGGCGGAGUUCCUAAACGAACACCCCGGAGGCGAGGAGGUUCUUCUUGACCACGCGGGAAAAGAUGCGAGUGAGGACUUCAACGACGUUGGGCAUUCAUCUGACGCAAUAGCUCUUAUGAGCAAGUACCUGGUGGGUGAGAUCGUUGCCGAGGAGAGGCGAAACGUCAAGGUGCAGCAGACAUGGUCAUUCGACGCUGAGAGGAACAAGAACGGAAACGAGAGUGGCGUCGGUCUCUCUGUCACGGUCAUCGCCGGCGCCGUUCUUCUCGGACUCCUCGCCGUCCUGUACUUCCUCAUAUAAGAAUGUCCGUUAUGUCACUAUUUCGUAUUCUCUUAUUAUUUGACACUGUUGCGCGUGCGCAGAUAAGUCGCAAGUUAAGUUCGCGAAUACUGGAGUCAGUGAUGGAAGUCAAAUUCAUUUCUAACCUCAAAAUUUUACGAACGAAAAAUUCUCAUUCGCUUCUUAUAAUUUUUAUAUUUUAAUAUUUUACUAUUAUAGUUUUUUUUAACUAUUUUUAUUUUUCCCAUAAAUUCUAAAGACUUCCAAGUUCUGCUUCAUAUCACAAGUGCUAUUAAGUGAGUUUGUUGAUUUAAUAGUACGAUGGCGUUCGCAUAAAACACAAUGUAUUAUAAGGCAUUAUGUGUAACGUUAUAAUAUUUAGUGUUUAUUUAAUUUAAAAUAUUAAGAAUGUAUCUAAUAAAAAUUAAUAAGCGUUCCUAAUAUGUAAAAACAGAGAUCAUUCCACAGCUAAAAUAAAGAAACAAAACUUUAUAUUAAUUA